AUGUCACGAAAAACCGUUCUUGUUGGCUUGGCCGUACUGGCAGCUGCCGCUACAGUCCAUGCGACGACGUAUAUGGACGCUCUGGAGGACCCUGUCGCACACAAACUACGUGAUUUCGAAGAUCCGAGAGCACCACGUCCUCAAUCUGAAAUUCCCUAUGUUGCCGACGUCGACGCCGGUUUAAGCGACCCAACACGCUCUUUCGCAUUCUCUCUGUUCAUGAUUAUCGCGUCAGAGAUUGGUGAUAAGACUUUCCUUAUCGCUGCCCUCCUCGCAAUGAAACACCCCCGAAUGACCGUCUUCGCUGGUGCUUUCGCAUCUUUGUUGGUUAUGUCCGUUCUCAGCGCUGUACUCGGGCACGCCGUCCCGACGCUCAUCCCGAAAAAGUACACCGCCAUCCUCGCCGCUGGCUUAUUCCUCGUCUUCGGUGUCAAGAUGCUUUUCGAAGGUCUCGCGAUGGAGAAGGGAAACGCGGGCGUUAUGGAAGAGAUGAAGGAAGUCGAGGAAGAGCUCGAGGCGAGUGAGGCGGGACAUGAGAUGGAGAUGCUUGAGGAGGGUAGGGCGGCUGGGAAUGGACAGGGGAAGUUUGCGAGGACUACGCGUUCACCUACUGAGAGUGAGGAUGAGGAGUCCGGGCCUUCGCGUCGGUCGGCGAAGAGUGGUGUUUCGGUGCAGGGUGCCAUUGAUGGUGUUCAGAACCUUGCUGGUCUCGUAUUCUCGCCAAUCUUCGUUCAGGCUUUCAUCAUGACUUUCCUUGGUGAGUGGGGUGACAGGUCGCAGAUUGCCACGAUCGCCAUGGCUGCCGGUCAAGACUACUGGUGGGUCAUCCUCGGUACCAUUACCGGUCACGGUAUGUGUACCACCGUCGCCGUCAUCGGUGGCAGAAUGUUGGCGAGCAAGAUCAGUGUGAGGAACGUUACGUUGGGUGGAGCAAUUUUGUUCAUCCUGUUUGGGUUCAUUUACCUUUACGAAGCAUUGGCGCAGUGA
Messenger RNA from Saitoella complicata NRRL Y-17804, 987 nucleotides. RefSeq names its product UPF0016-domain-containing protein. Gene Ontology annotation, molecular function: manganese ion transmembrane transporter activity; calcium ion transmembrane transporter activity. Gene Ontology annotation, cellular component: Golgi apparatus; fungal-type vacuole membrane. Gene Ontology annotation, biological process: Golgi calcium ion homeostasis; manganese ion transmembrane transport; calcium ion transmembrane transport. The transcript is spliced from 2 exons. The record is from RefSeq and is a predicted model, not a curated record. NCBI's taxonomy places the organism in Eukaryota, Fungi, Ascomycota, Saitoellomycetes, Saitoellales, Saitoellaceae. Bases 1 to 987 code for a protein of 328 amino acids.